AUGGCGAGGGAUAGAUUCAAAGAGCAACCUGGAUCUACAUUUCGUUUAAGACUCCUAAGUCGUAGGACUACAGAUGGUCGUCAGUACAAUAUGCCAACAGUUUCUGAAGUAGCAGGCUUAAUAAUUGGUGAUUUUAGUGAAGCAAACUACCAACGCGACAUUAUUGUAGAGCAUCGAACUAAUGUACUUCAGAGGAUCACUGAUUUGCAUCCAAGUUUCAUGUCUAUGACAUAUCCAUUGAUACACCCUUAUGGUGAAGAUGGAUAUAGAAUUGAUAUACCCUUAAGAGACUUAAAUCAGACCCCUUUUAAGAGGCAAAAGUUGACAAUGAGGCAACAUUAUUGCUUCAGGUUGCAGCAAAGAUUAAAUGAGGGGUACACUCUUCUCCGAGCUGGUAGACUACUACAACAAUAUAUAGUUGAUUCUUACAUGGAAAUUGAAGAAGAAAGAUUCCGUUGGAUACGAAAUAAUAAAAAAAAACUUAGAUCUGACCUUUACUCUGGCCUAAUGGAUGUUGUUCAUCGAGGUGAUUCAGAUUGUUCAAAAGUCGGAAAAUCAAUUAUCUUGCCUUCAUCACACACUGGGGGACCACGAUAUAGAGUACAAAAUUACCAAGAUGCAAUGGCCAUUUGUAAAUGGGCAGGAUAUCCUGAUUUGUUUCUUACUUUCACUUGCAACCCAAAGUGGCCAGAAAUAAAUAAUAUGCUGCAUUUAAUUGGGCAAAAAGAUGAUGACAAUCGAGUGGAUAUCAUAUGCAGAGUUUUUGAGAUAAAGUUAUUCCAACUAAUGCAGGAUCUCAAAAAAGGAAAACCAUUUGGAAAAAUAAUCGCAUGUCUUUACACAAUUGAGUUCCAAAAGAGAGGCUUGCCCCAUGCACAUAUACUGCUUUUCUUACACCAAACAAUGAAAAAUCCAUCAGCAAAUCAUAUUGAUGAAAUAAUAAGUGCAGAAAUCCCAGACGUAAAUAUCGAUCCUGAUGGUUACAAUGCAGUCAACAAAUUUAUGAUUCAUGGACCAUGUGGCAAGCUCAAUCCUAACUCUCCGUGUAUGAUGCAAGGAAAGUGCACAAAAUAUUUCCCAAAAAAAUUCAAAGACCAAACGAUUGUUGAUGCCGAUGGCUUUCCAGUUUACAAAAGGCGAAAUACAGGUAUCCAUGUUGAAAAGAAAAAUGUCUUCUUAGAUAAUCGAUAUGUGGUCCCUUAUAAUAGGAAUUUGAUUGUUAAAUAUGAUGCACAUAUUAAUGUUGAGGUUUGCAAUUACUCAAGAUCAAUCAAAUAUCUAUUUAAGUAUGUUCAUAAAGGGUCUGAUAGAACAACAACAACAAUGGAAUCUAUUGACACUACCGAAGAAAUAGAUGAGAUCAAAACAUAUCUUGACUGUAGAUAUAUAUUAGCAACUGAAGCUUGCUGGAGAAUCUUCCAAUUUGACAUACAUUACAGACAGCCAGCCGUCGAAAUAUUACCAUUCCAUUUGCCUGGAGAGCAUACAGUAUUUGAAGAAAAUAAUUGCACCGAAAAUGUGCUUUGCCGACCUGGAAUAGAGAAAACAAAGUUCACUGAAUGGUUAGAGACAAAUAAGAAUUAUGAGGAUGCGCGUGACCUAACUUAUUCUGAUUUUCCUACACGUUGGGUUUGGAAUUCAAAAGACAAAACAUGGACGAGGAGAAAAAAUGGCAUAGCAAUUGGAAGAAUUUACUUUGCACAUCCUUCAACUGGAGAACGCUUCUACAUGAGAAUGAUGCUCAACUUUGUCAAAGGAAGUACUUCGUUCGAAAGCAUUAGAACAGUAAAUGGAGUGACAUAUCCUACUUUUAAAGCUGCAUGCUAUGCUUUGGGAUUAUUAGACGAUGAUAAAGAGUGGAUCGAUUGCUUGACUGAAGCUUCAAUUUGGGCAACCGGAAAUGAAUUAAGGCAUCUAUUUGUCAUGAUACUCAUUCAUUGUCAGGUUUCCGAUGCAUCACAACUUUGGAAAUCUAAUUAUACUGCAUUGUCAGAAGACAUGGUUUCAUUACAAAGGAAGAGAUUCAGAAUGAAGGACCUUCAACUAACUGAACAACAAGUGGAAGCAUACACAUUGUUUGAAAUUGAAGGUAUAAUGUUGAAGAUGGGAAAAAGUCUGAAAGAAGUAGAUGGAAUGCCCCUACCUAAUUCUUCUUUGAUGAGAGACUCGGGUAAUAGAUUGGUCAAUGAAGAGCUUGACUAUGACAAAGAUCAAUUAAAAAUAUUGCAUGCAAAAUCAUUUGCUGCUCUAAAUCCUUGCCAGAAGUUAGCUUAUGAAGCAAUAAUACAUUCUGUGGAGAAUGAAGAAGGUAAUUUAUUUUUUAUCAAUGGACAUGGUGGUACUGGUAAAACAUUUCUAUGGAAUACAAUUAUUGCAAAGCUCAGGUCACAAUCAAAAAUAGUAUUACCAGUUGCAACUUCAGGUAUAGGAGCUUUAUUAUUGCCUAAUGGUAGGACAGCUCAUUCACGGUUUCGUAUUCCCUUGGAUGUAACAUAA
Messenger RNA from Humulus lupulus (European hop), 2496 nucleotides. RefSeq lists its product as uncharacterized. Bases 1 to 2496 code for a protein of 831 amino acids. Gene Ontology annotation, molecular function: DNA helicase activity. NCBI's taxonomy places the organism in Eukaryota, Viridiplantae, Streptophyta, Magnoliopsida, Rosales, Cannabaceae. The record is from RefSeq and is a predicted model, not a curated record. The transcript has 2 exons. Gene Ontology annotation, biological process: DNA repair; telomere maintenance.